UGAAUAAUUAACAGCGGGCGGCGCGAAUCGUUAAUUGUGCAAAAAUGGGGAGUUGUCGUCGCUCGCGUAAUUGUUAUUUGAGCAAGAAAAGGACAGGACAGGAUGCGGCUGGCCCAAUAUAAGGCCGACGCCGGUCAGCAUCCGAGCUCACAAAGAUGCGUCGACUCGUAUUCUUGGUGUUGGUGGUCGCAGCGUCCGUCGGCGCCUCCGACUACCUGCCGGUCUCCGAUGAGGAUUAUUUCUACGAGUGGGAAAGGGCGGGCAGCCCCGCAGCUGGCUACCUGCCCUAUUACAGACGAAAUGAUCUUGACCUUUCAGUGCACAUGGGCCGAACCAGGGUUGGCCAAGGAUUUUUCAGGGUGCUUUCAGGAGGAAGAGAUGCCGAACUGAGAUGUGACUUUCCCACCAACGACUUGAUUUCUAAUAUUGUUUGGGAGAGAGUUACCGACCCAACUGGACGAAGUUACACCUACCACCCUCUGUACUUCGGGGAUCUAUCCCAAAGAGAAUUUUACUACGACGGCACAGCCGCUAGUCCCAAUUACUAUGCAAGGUCGACUGUCCUUCAAAGACCUGAGGGAGCUUCCCUUUACUUGAGAGACAUAUCCCCGAGUGACGCAGGCGUCUACAGGUGCAUGGCUUCAAGACGUGUACCCCACAGCAUAGGAAAAUGGGCCAGCGCAGUUGAAACGGUUUUCCAAGAUGUGUUUUUCUACCCCAGUGGCGACAUUUAUUCCAAGUAACCCACAACAAGGGAAAAUUAAUUUAUUAUUUUCAACGAAGGUAACUGGGCAGGGUUUUGGGAAAAUGCAUAAAUUAUCUAAUAUAAAAACACAAGUGUUUUAAAUUUUUCUUGUGAGAAAUGUAUUGGGCUUACCAGAAAAUAAAAAGGAAAACUUAACACGGAAUAGAGCGCUUUUGAGAU
Molecule: messenger RNA, 925 nt
Organism: Neocloeon triangulifer
Lineage: Eukaryota; Metazoa; Arthropoda; Insecta; Ephemeroptera; Baetidae
Exons: 3
Coding region: 156-743 (195 amino acids)
Source: RefSeq, a predicted model, not a curated record